Trichoderma asperellum CBS 433.97 is the source of this 1660-nucleotide messenger RNA. RefSeq lists its product as uncharacterized. Gene Ontology annotation, molecular function: monooxygenase activity; heme binding; oxidoreductase activity, acting on paired donors, with incorporation or reduction of molecular oxygen. The record is from RefSeq and is a predicted model, not a curated record. NCBI's taxonomy places the organism in Eukaryota, Fungi, Ascomycota, Sordariomycetes, Hypocreales, Hypocreaceae.
AUGGGAUCCGGGUUAAUAUGGAAUGCCGCUUGCGUUCUAGGCUCUGGCAUUUGUUUGCUGCUGCUAAGCAUCGUAUCAAUUGCCUUGUAUAGGCUCUUCUUCCAUCCACUUGCACGAGUUCCAGGCCCAAAGCUCGCUGCUAUUUCUAAUAUAUGGCAUGCAUAUCACGCUCGAAAUGGUGGCAUGUUCGAAUUGGCAUGCACACUGCACCAAAAGUAUGGAGAAGUAGUGCGGGUUGGCCCCGAUGAACUUUGGUUCAACAGCAUGGAGGCCUUUGACAAGAUCUACAGUAGCACCAAAGGAUUUGAAAAGAGUGAUUUCUACUUGGCAACCAGCCUAAUCCUGCCAAAAAUAGAUUGCUUCUUGCGUCCUCAUUUUGUCGAUAGCUUAGAUCUACUCUCCGAAAGGGACAUGAAGCGCUAUCGACUCCAGAGACGGUUGAUUGGGAGAGUCUACCAAACAUCCAAUGUGAUCAAGUUUGAAGCGGCAGUCGACGGUGUUAUUAACCAAGUGAUUACGCGACUGAAAGCCUUGGACGGCGCCGAGUUAGACCUGAAAGAAUGGAUGCACAUCAUCGCGGUUGAGUGUCUUGGAGCUUCCGUUUUGUCUUGGGCUCCGGGAUUGCUUAAAACCGGAACUGACUGGGGAUCAAGCGGCCACAGUUAUCUUGCUUGGAGAAGGAAGAGUGUUAUGGGCCUAUUCCCGACCUUGACUAAAUUGACGAUGGGUACAAAUUUGUUCGAAUGGGUAUUCAGAGAUGUCUGGAACUUGAAGUUCCCUGCUCCACCAAACUUCAGAUCAUUCUUUCCUGACGUGGGAAAGCGUAUAUCGCGGAGAAUCAAAUCUGCUUUAAACCCAAAUGCCGGUAAAGAUCGCCGGAUAGAUCUAAUGGCAGACCUCAUUCAACUCCACAAAGAUAAACCUGAAUUCACGGAAGUUUACCUUAGGAAAAUGGGAAUGACCAAUUUUGGCGCGGGACAUGACACAAUGGCUUCAACUUUGACAGCCAUUUUCACAAUGAUUGGAACACACGACGACGUCCAAAAAAAAGUAACGGAAGAAAUUCGAAGCGCCAAGAAUCCUUUAUCAUAUGCGGGCGCUGUUCAGCUGCAGUAUACGCGCGCAGCUUCAAGAGAGGCCAUGCGACUUCAUCCCGCCUUGACCAUGUCGCUUUCUCGCCGAGUUCCUGAUAACGGUUUGCAUAUGCAUGGGCACUUCAUCCCGGGAGGCACGACAGUCGGGUGUAACCCAGCGGCGCUGCAUCGGAAUGCAGACAUUGUGACGGGCUCAAACCCAGAGGCCUACGACCCGGAUCGAUGGCUCGGUGGCGACCCUCUUGACGUGCGCCCUAUGGAACGAUACAGCCUUAAUUGGGGUGGCGGCCCAAGGACUUGUCCAGGCAAGAACUUGGCCGAGAUGGUGGUGUACAAAGUUGUAUCAGCCCUAUUCGAACAAUUCGAUGUCGAGGUGGUAGCACCAUUGCAGAUUGGGCAGCCAUCGUACUACAUGUCGAUGAUCACAGGCGCAAAGGCCCGAUUCUUGCCUGUGCCCCCACCGAUGGCCGGGGAAAUCUCUAAAAGAACUGGUUAAUUGGUGAGGGGGUUAUCAUACUGUAGUAGCUGGGAUUUGCAAAGAUUAUCAGCACCAAAUCAAAUACCGG